Messenger RNA from Phytomonas sp. Hart1, 671 nucleotides. The record is from the annotation of a GenBank genome assembly. NCBI's taxonomy places the organism in Eukaryota, Euglenozoa, Kinetoplastea, Trypanosomatida, Trypanosomatidae.
AGCAAGCUAUUUAAAUAUUGAGUAUAAAGUGCUAUAGAAUGGAAUCCUGCUUAGAGGAUGAUACUCCCUUAACAUCAAACGAGAUAAUGAAUUUUGCGUUUAAACAACGUAAACUUCAGAUGUUGAUAGAAUUAUGGGGUAAUGAGCUGGAAAGGGAAAAUGAUCUACUACUAUCCAUUUCCGUUAAACAAAAAAUGUUUAUAGGUGAAAAGAUAUAUGUUGACAGUUACAUCACCGCGUCCAAAAAUGAAAGUCAGCAAGACCCUCCAAGACCAUCUUCCUUUUUUUUUCCAACAUCAUCCGACGAUAUAAGUGAUUUUGAGGCAUCCAAUCCAACACCAGAUGAUAUUAUAAAAUGGUGUCAACAAUCAAUGAAUGAUUUGGACAAAGAAGAAAGUCGUCUCCGGGAAAUAAUUAAUGAGAUUAACGCGAUUCUCAGAAGAAAUUUUUGGGAUAUGGUUACUUGGGAUUGGCGGGAACGUUAUCAAGAAAUCCAAUUUUUGAAUUCGUAUAUUGAUGAGUACGAUGAGAAUACUACCGAUGGUGGAAUAACAUCCGAAGAAAUAAGCAACAAUUCAACUACCACCGCGUCAGAGAAUAUUUCUAUACAGUAUAUUUUGGAUAAUUCUUUGGAUGUUGAAUCAGAUAAAGAAUCUGAAAAAAAAAAUUAA